This is a messenger RNA of Papaver somniferum (opium poppy), 627 nucleotides long. RefSeq lists its product as uncharacterized. Lineage: Eukaryota; Viridiplantae; Streptophyta; Magnoliopsida; Ranunculales; Papaveraceae. Bases 41 to 385 code for a protein of 114 amino acids. The transcript has 2 exons. The record is from RefSeq and is a predicted model, not a curated record.
ACCACCUCACUUAUGUGGCCUACAAUCCCUGAAGCUGGCAAUGUGGGGUACAAGUGGUUGUUUGCGAGCUGUAGCCUACUUACUCAAGAUUUCUCCUAAUAUAACUCAGCUGGUUCUUGUAUCGGAGGAGUCAAUACAAUUAUCGAAGGUUGGAGAUGACUGGGAAGCAGGACUGUCAUCACCGGGAAUGUUGUCUCACCUCAAGUAUGUCGGUAUUAAAGAAGCCGAAGGAUGUGAUGGUGAGCUCAAACUUCUUAGUUAUUUGUUGACAAAUGCAAAGGUUUUGGAGAAAGUUUCUCCAUUAUUCCGUUCUAGUGCUGGUUCUCCUGGUUGCUACAGCUUCUUCAAGUAUCAAAAUGGUGUUUUAUUGAAAGCUAGCAGGUGAUAUUAUAAGCUUUACUAGAACUUGACAGAUGAAAAGUUACUAGAUCUAGCCAACUAAUUACGGAUACUUUCUUGGAUUCUGAGCAAGACUUUUUUCUUGGGAAAUCAAGUAUUUUGGUUUGGUGUUUCUUCCUUUUGUGUUUUGCAGUAUGUCUUCUUCUGGGAAAAUAGUUACAUACAAAUGUCAUUUUGGGACUUGGUUUUGCAGUGCUUUAAUGCUUAUUAUUGUCGUCAUCUUUUGUU